AUGGCAGAAAACUUCAACAGGUCCAGCAGCCCUGAAUCCCCAGUUUCCCCACCUCCUGGUUUUCCAGCCAAGGUGAGCACUCAAGUUAGAGCUGUUGCCGAUUCCUCCAUUGUAGCUCACCAAAAUGACCACCUUCCUCAAAAGAUGAAUUCUCUUAUUCAUCAGAAUCCUGUUGGCCACCUUAGCUUGGGAGAAAUUAAGAAAACAGAUACUGCGACAAAUAAGGUUUUAGUAACAGAUGAAGCGGUGAAAACCACACUACACCUUGGCUCUACAAGCCGAAAAACAACCCCAUUGAUCAAUUAUCUAGGUAUCCCUGACCUUAAUGAACCAAUUGUCAACCACCACCCAGAUCAAUCACUCUGUAACACCAAAAGUAUGUCCCAGAGGAGGAGGAGACGUGCAACCAGAAAGCAGAAUAGGCCCGUUCGGUUUGUUAAAUCACCUGAAGGAUUAACAAAUGUGCCUGAAAAUCCUAAUGGUCGAGGAGUUCAAGGACGGGGCAGAAGAACCAUGAUUUCUGAUAAGCAAGAACAAGCUAGGCCGAGCCAACAAGCAGCUGCAUAUAGUGGGGAGGAGGCUCUGGUAGAAGUCGAGGUCAAGUGGGAGAUAUAG
Dovyalis caffra is the source of this 615-nucleotide messenger RNA. The record is from the annotation of a GenBank genome assembly. NCBI's taxonomy places the organism in Eukaryota, Viridiplantae, Streptophyta, Magnoliopsida, Malpighiales, Salicaceae.